Molecule: messenger RNA, 1683 nt
Organism: Exophiala mesophila
Lineage: Eukaryota; Fungi; Ascomycota; Eurotiomycetes; Chaetothyriales; Herpotrichiellaceae
Exons: 4
Coding region: 1-1683 (560 amino acids)
Biological process (GO): transmembrane transport
Molecular function (GO): transmembrane transporter activity
Source: RefSeq, a predicted model, not a curated record
AUGAUUGAUGUCAAAAUCGCAACUGAGACGCGACCGUCACCAGACUGGUCUCAGCACACCCUUCGGUGGCGACCAUGGCGACAGCGCAUUACUGAUUUUACCGUUAUAAUUGAGGCGACUUAUCAGGGCAACGGGACACGCAGAGAUCCUUACAUAGUGACCUGGCUGGAAAACGAUCCUGAAGACCCCAUGACCUACUCCACAUGGUUCAAGAUCGCCAACUUAAUCACCUGUGGACUCAUGUGCUUGUGUAUCACCCUGGCAUCCUCUGCUUACACGGGAAUUGCUGAGCUGGUGAUGCAAGAAUUCAGUUGCAGCCAAGAACUGUUUCUGGCUGGGUUGAGUCUUAUGCUUGUGGGAUUUGCGCUCGGCCCUUGUUUGUUCGGUCCUCUAAGUGAGAGUCUUGGACGAAGAAAUGUUGUCUUGUCAACUCUAGCAAUUCACACCAUGUGGGCAGGCCUGUGUUGUGCGGCACAGAAUAUCCAAACUAUGCUUGUGUUUCGCCUGUUUUGUGGUAUUUUUGGAUCUCCCGCAAUUGUUAUCCCUGCUGGUCAACUGGCAGAUAUUUUUGGACCCAAAGAGCGCGGCCUCGCUAUGACAGUCUUCGCCGCGGCGCCAUGGUUAGGCCCAACGAUCGGCCCAAGCAUAGGAGGGUAUUUAGGACUAGCCGCGGGCUGGCGGUGGGUUAUGGGGUUUCUCGCACUGUUCGCAGGAAUAUUGUGCAUCCUUGGCUUCAGCUUCGUGCCAGAAACAUAUGCUCCCGUUUUGCUUCGAAAAAGAGCGAUGCUCAUGUCCAAAGUCACAGGUAAGGUAUAUAUGACAGCGAUGGAUGUUGAUCAUCCUCAAACAUUUCGAGAUCUUCUUCAGCGGUCAAUGGUGAGGCCAUGGGCACUGUUAUACAGGGAGCCGAUCGUAUUACUUCUCUCGUUGUACAUGGCAGUCGUAUAUGCCUUUUUGAACCUCAAUUUUGCCGCAUAUCCUAUCGUAUAUCAGAAAGGGUACGGCUGGAGUGCCGGCAAAGGUGGCCUUGCAUUUUAUGGGAUUCUAGUGGGCAUCCUGAUUGGCAUAUGCCUCAUGUAUUUCGAUCAUAGGCGCUACAUUCGCCUUUACUGUGCUACAGGGGGGUUUGUGCCACCAGAGGAACGACUGCCAGCAGCUAUAAUUGGUGGCGCCGUUGCUCUCACAGGCCUGGCAUGGUUUGCGGGGACUGCCGACCCCAAGUACCAUUUCCUUAUCCCUAUCUCCUCCGGGAUUCCAUUCGGAAUUGGUUUCAUUAUGCUUUUCCAAGCUUGUUUCAAUUAUCUCGUCGACUCGUACGUGAUAUAUACGGCCAGUAUGGUUGCUGCUAACAUCGUCUUGCGGGCCACACUCGCGGCCAUCUUCCCCCUCUUCACUCCAAAGAUGUAUCAAAACCUCGGGGUUCACUGGGCCUCUGCAGUCCCAGCAUUCAUUGCGCUGGCAUGUUUCCCCUUUCCUAUACUUUUUUGGAAGUAUGGUGAGCGGCUGAGGAGAAAGUGCAAGUAUUCAGCAGAAGCAGCAAGAUAUCUCGAUGCACUGAAGAGUAAUACAGAGAAGCCAGUGCGAGCAGAAGCGCCGAUGAGAGCAGGUUCGGAGGCCCCCUCAGGUAGAGGAGUCAUCCGGGGAUGCGAAGUAGAGGUAAUCACAAGCGAAACCCCGAGAUAG